Messenger RNA from Fusarium subglutinans, 975 nucleotides. RefSeq lists its product as uncharacterized. Bases 1 to 975 code for a protein of 324 amino acids. The transcript is spliced from 2 exons. NCBI's taxonomy places the organism in Eukaryota, Fungi, Ascomycota, Sordariomycetes, Hypocreales, Nectriaceae. The record is from RefSeq and is a predicted model, not a curated record.
AUGAAAUCUCCAGGAUCUGUUGGACUCGACCGACUUGAGGGGUAUCAUUAUGAUUCUUUGUCGGUAGCCCUCCGCAAUGUUCUUAAUACUGAUACAGCGCUUGUGACCUUCGCCCAGAUUAUCGACGGUCUUCCAACCGCUGAUGUUGUCUGGGACCGAUACUCGGCCACAUAUGAACCUUUUCAUCCUAUAAUCAAUCACAAAACGCUCUGCGAAGGAACGUUAGAGAAGGCGAAAGGUUUCCGUGCACAGUUCUCUAUGGCUGAUGUGAUGGUUGAUCUGGAGAAGUUGAAUGCGUAUCAAAAGGCGAACCCUUCCUCUCGUUCCUUUCAGCUACGACUGAUUGAGAUGACUGCAUGCGCUCUACACGAAAUUGGUGUUCAACUAUCACAGCUAGAGAAAGUCCACGACCCUGCUACAACCGCCGGCCAUGAUGUUGAGUCUACCAUCAAGUGGGAGCGACCUCCCGAUGAUUUUUGCCGGUUUCCACCGAAGCCGACAAUGUUCAUUGCAACUCAAUUCACUGCUCAUGACCGAUACCCAAACGGUGUCGAUGACAUAGUUGGAUAUUGGGCCGAGAAUCGUAUCCUAGGCGGGAUAGCACUCUUUGACCGUUCACAAGCAUGGACGGGUGACGAUGAGCCCAACGUAUACUUUCAAUGUACCCGCGCAAGAGUCACGUUCCGUAUCUGUCAGCUUCUCGAUGCCCAGCAAUCAGCCUUGAUAUCCUUCCUUCUUGCAGACCCCGAGGACGCCGAUACCAAGUGUCCGCUCCCUAUCUUACCAACCUCCGAAAACAGAGUUCGAGUAGACCCGGGAGAUGCUAUUCCAAUUAAGAAAGUCUACAGAGACAUUUGGGAAAGGAAGCAUCCCCCACGACGGCGGAGGACGCCGCGGUUGGAACGCCCUAAGACAUCCUUAGACUAUCCAGAGUUGGAUAUUGAUGCAGAGGUUGAGCACCUGAAUAGAAUGUAA